Molecule: messenger RNA, 3690 nt
Organism: Boleophthalmus pectinirostris (great blue-spotted mudskipper)
Lineage: Eukaryota; Metazoa; Chordata; Actinopteri; Gobiiformes; Gobiidae
Gene: nfic
Product: nuclear factor I/C
Exons: 13
Coding region: 148-1632 (494 amino acids)
Biological process (GO): regulation of transcription by RNA polymerase II
Cellular component (GO): nucleus
Molecular function (GO): RNA polymerase II cis-regulatory region sequence-specific DNA binding; DNA-binding transcription factor activity, RNA polymerase II-specific
Source: RefSeq, a predicted model, not a curated record
GGAGGAGCAGGAGGGGCUGGACUGACGCGGGACGUCUCUGGUCCCGAGCAGCACCGAUGAACUUCAUCAAAGGGGACGGAAUGGACUGAUAACCGAUGGGAACGCCUGCGGAACAGCUGGACCUCUCCGCGGAGGCUGAUCUUUGCAAUGGAUGAGUUCCAUCCAUUCAUCGAGGCACUGCUGCCGCAGGUCCGAGCCUUCUCCUACACCUGGUUUAACCUCCAGGCCCGCAAGAGGAAGUAUUUCAAGAAACACGAGAAGAGGAUGAGCAAAGAGGAGGAGAACGCCGUCAAAGAAGAACUGCUGGGAGAGAAACCAGAGGUCAAACAGAAGUGGGCCAGUCGACUCUUGGCUAAGCUCCGGAAAGACAUCAGACCAGAGUGCAGAGAAGACUUUGUCCUGUCCAUCACAGGAAAGAAAGCGGCCAGCUGUGUCUUGUCCAACCCGGACCAGAAAGGCAAGAUGCGGCGCAUAGACUGUCUCAGACAGGCCGAUAAGGUGUGGCGUUUGGACUUGGUCAUGGUCAUCCUGUUUAAGGGCAUCCCUCUGGAGAGCACAGACGGAGAGCGUCUGGUGAAGGGCGGUCAGUGCUCCAACCCUGUGUUGUGUGUCCAGCCGCGUCACAUCUCCGUCUCCAUCAAAGAGCUGGACCUGUACCUGGCCUUCUACGUGCAGGAGCGAGAUGCAGAGCAGUGCAGUCCCACCAGGGUGAGCUCAGAGAAAGAUGAUAGGUUGGUGCCUUCUACAGACAGCCCGGACUUCCAAGAGAACUUUGUCACGUCGGGGGUGUUCAGUGUGACUGAGCUGGUGCAAGUCUCCAGAACACCUGUGGUUUCAGGAACCCCUCCCAGUUACUCUGUAGGUGAGCUCCAGGGGCACCUGGCCUACGACCUGAGCCCAGCAGUGCAGCUGCCUGGGGGCAUGAGGCGCUCUCUGGCCAGCACCUCCUCAAGUGGGAGUAAGAGACACAAGUCGGGCUCAGUAGAGGACGAGGCGGACAGUCCCGGGCCUGAGUACUACCCGUCCCCUGUGUCCCCAGCCAGCAGCUCCCGCCACUGGGCCGAUGACAUGGACACAGGAGCUCUGUCCCCCACAGUGAAGAAGGCAGAGCUGGAAAGCCCCCCUCCCCAGGAACACUCCCCCAGACUGGGCUUCACACAGCACCACAGGCCGGUCAUUGCAGUGCACAGUGGCCUGUCCCGUAGCCCUCACCCUGCUGCCUCUCUCCACUUCCCCUCGUCCUCAUACUUCCCUCAUGGCACCAUCCGUUACCCUCCGCACCUGUCCCAGGACCCGCUGAAAGACCUGGUGUCUCUGGCCUGCGAGCCAGCCGCACACAGCUCCAGCUCCCUAAACGGUAGUGGGCAGUUAAAGGUGCCCGGUCAUUACAUCUCCUCUCAGAUGCUUGUACCACCAGCGCCCACAUCAUCCUUGGCUCCACCUCCCUCUUCAGCACACGCUGAGUCCAAAGCUACACCCCGCAGCACAUCAGAGGGAGGGGCCAACUCGCCUACGUCCCCCACAUACUCGGCUCCUGGGUCUCCUCCUGCAGCUCCAGCCUCCUUCUCUGGGGUCAGUCCUCGGGACACGGGCAGCGCCUACCAGGCUCAGUCAUGGUACCUGGGGAACUGAGAAGGCUGAGGUAUGACUAUGUCACAGGAGAAGAUGAUAUGCAAUGGCCCCUAUAGGGCCCCUGUAUGGCCCCUGUGUGGCCCUCCUGCCCCCUCUGCUGGUGCUGCUUACCAUAUAUGCAAGUCUGUUUUUAUGAACCAUGGGAAGUUUCUAUCUGAAGUUUCUUUGCACUUUUGAAUUUGUCAAUAAUGUAACGUAUUAAGCCAAUGCCCUGCUUUUACUUUCUCUAUAAAUGAGGAGAGAGCUUUUCUAUUUUAGAGACAAUCACACUAAAUCCAUGUUAUCCAUGACACUGGUACCUGAGGACGGUUACAUGGCGAGCACUUGGCAAUAACACGGCAGUGAUGUCCGGACUGCAGGCCCUAGCUCCUCACAGGAGCAGGCUGUUGGACUUUGUGCUCCACGUAUGAGCAGGUUGUUGGACUAUGUGCUCUUCACAUCACAACUUCUCAAAGGGCUCUGAAGCUCGGUCAGUCCUUGAGGCCCACAUGUCCUCAUGUCCAAGUGUGUGUGUGUGUGUGUGUGUGUGCGUGUGUGCGUGCGUGCAUGUGUGUGUAUCAAUUAACAACAUGAUUUAAAGUAUAGAUAUGGGUUAAGUUGGGUUCAGGUUAGGGUUUAGGUUAAGGUUACAAGUAGUGACUAUGGUCACAAGUAGUGGUCAAAAGUAGUGACUAUGGUUAAUGUUGGGCUCAGGCUUGGGAAAUUAAUGUAAGUCAAUGCAGUGUCCCGAAGAAGGAUGUGUAGAUGUGUGUGUGCGUUUGUGCAGUGUUCAGUCAGUGUGCAGUGGCUCUACUUUUAGAGGCAUUCUGCAUGGUGGUUAGCCCACACCCAACGCUUGUUCUAAUCAUUCGGUUUCAUUCUGUUAGGUAUGUUCUUAUAUUAUGAUAAUAUCGUUAAACUCUGUAGCACUUUUAAAUUUUUUGUUUUGUUUUUUAAGGAUAGAGACAUGAGUUCACGUAUCACGUGUGAUAUAUGUAUAUACACGUAUGAUUGUAUUGGACUUUACAGCACUUGUUUAUGUCAUAGACAUAAGUCGUAACCAUGGCAGCUACUCCUGCGUUCCUCUGUGUUGCCUCCAGGUGGUGACAGUGAUGUAUGUUGUGUUUGUUCUAAAGAAUAGAAAUGUAAGAGAAGGGACCCCCCCCCAAACAAAAAGCACGAGACACUUUAAAGAUUAACUUAAGUAUUAAAUAUGCUUGUUUAACAAGCGCUCCCCAGACGCUUCCUCUGCACCUGUAACAUAUGCAGACAUUAACACCAUGUUAAAUACAGGUUGCUCACAGGUGUGGUGAAAGCUGUGAUGAUCAGACCCCCCGUGGGGCUGAUGCAUUAGUGCAGUAUGUCUCUUUGCAGGGGUAGUUGUGUUUAAUGUACACUGACCGAGUGCUGUGUGUGAGUGCUGUGUGUGAGUGCUGUGUGUGUGUGCUGUGUGUGUGUGCGUGUGCUGCUUGUGCGUGUUGCUUGUGCGUGUGUUGCUUGUGCGACAUGCAUGGUGCAGGCUGAGCUCUGAUCUCGAUGCAUGGCUGAGACAGAAGAUGCUCUUUCCCAUUUAAACAAAGUCCCUUCUUAUUGGACGUUUGCACGGACUCUUCUGAUCACAUGAUGUGCCUUGGCUUGAGUUGGACUAAACCAGUACUGCUGCAUGCGAGCACAGCCCUCUGCUUUGAGCUCAGCUCCAGCAUCAAUACCUCCUAAAGUACAAAGCAGCCGCCUUCAGUUUGCCUUCAGUUAUCAUCUGCUCCAAAUGAAAGCUCUGGAGGUUCUUCUGAGUCAACGUGAACAUACCUCUGUGGAUCCUGGUGUCCAAGACCUGUGAGACCGGUCAUCCUUCCACACAACCCAGCUCCCUCUGGACCCCACACACACACACACACACCACCCAGGUGCCUCUGAGGCAGCUUGGACUCCACACACAACCCAGGAUAUGCUCCUCUGCUCCAGAGCAUCGCUCGCAUACAGCCAUAUUUAAUACUGCAACCUACAGUACCUUUAUUACUGCAAAUAAAAUCAUGUGUUUCUUUAUGCAAAUAUACAGAAUAUUAAAAAGCUACAACUCAA